AUGAACAAGUAUCAGGGACCAGUAACAUUCAAGGAUGUUAUUGUGGAAUUCAGCCGGGAAGAGUGGCAGUUACUGAGCGCUGCUCAGAGGACCCUAUACAGGGAAGUGAUGCAAGAGAACUAUGGUCUCCUAAUCUCAGUGGGUUACCGUGUGAAAAAGCCGAAUGCAGUCUUCAAGCUGAAACAAGGAAAAGAACCGUGGAUAUUGGAAGUAGAAUUUCCACAUCGGAAUUACCCAGAAGACCUCUGGAAAAUUCAUGACCUAGGAGCGAAAUACCAGGAAAGCCGAGCUGAAAAUUCAAGGAAUGGAGAACUCACAAAACACCAGCAAACUCAAGCCAGAGAGAAAAUCCAUAAAUGCAAUGAAUGUGGAAAGUCCUUCUGCCAGAAGUCUAUCCUCCUAAUACAUCAGCAUAUUCAUUCAAAGGACAAACCCAGGGAAUGUGGGGAAUCUGGCUCUAGAAAUGGAGACCGCACAGUACAACAGAAAACUCACACGAGAGAGAAAACCUAUGAAUGUAAAGAAUGUAAGAAAACUUUCUAUCACCUGUCAUCUCUUAGUAGACAUUUGAGGACUCAUGCAGGGGAGAAACCCUACGAAUGUAAUCAGUGUGAGAAAUCCUUCUACCAGAAGCCACACCUCGUAGAACAUCAGAAAACACACACAGGAGAGAAACCCUUUGAGUGUAAUGAAUGUGGGAAGUUCUUCUAUGUUAAGGCAUACCUCAUGGUACAUCAGAAAACACACACAGGAGAGAAACCGUAUGAAUGUAAGGAAUGUAGGAAAUCCUUUUCCCAGAAAUCACACCUCACAGUACAUCAGAGAACACAUACAGGGGAGAAACCUUAUAAAUGUAAGGAAUGUGGGAAAUUCUUUUCUAGAAAUUCACACCUCAAAACUCAUCAGAGAACUCACACAGGAGAGAAACCCUAUGAAUGUAAGGAAUGUGGGAAAUGCUUCUACCAGAAGUCAGCUCUCACAGUACAUCAGCGAACUCACACAGGGGAGAAACCCUUUGAAUGUAAUAAAUGUGGAAAAAACUUUUACUAUAAAUCAGACCUCACUAAACAUCAGAGAAAACACACAGGGGAGAAGCCCUAUGAAUGUCAUGAAUGUGGUAAAUCUUUCUCUGUGAAUUCAGUCCUCAGAUUACAUCAAAGGACACACACAGGAGAGAAACCCUAUGAAUGUAAGGAAUGUGGGAAAUCCUUCUCUCAGAAGUCACAUUUUAUCAUACAUCAGAGAAAACACACAGGGGAGAAACCCUAUGAAUGUCAGGAGUGUAGGAAAACUUUUAUUCAGAAAUCAAAACUUACUGCACAUCAGAAGACACACACAGAGGGAAAAACAAAGUCGGCAGAAACUCUCCAGCUGAUUUCUCAAGAAAUGGGCAUGGUGUACACCGGGGAAAAACAAUCUCGAGAAAGGGUAGAGGCACUUUCCCAGCCCAAGCGGCCAGGAGCGGAGCUCCAGCUACCCGCCGCCGCCGCGCCGCGCCGCGCCGCUCCCUCCCUCUGCGCAUGUGCAUCCCCGCCUUCUCCUCCCGGCUCGUCCUUCCCCGGCCUCCAGCCCCUCGUGGGAAACCUUCCCCGGCUUCCGGGUCCACGCGGCGAGGAAGCUGCGGGUGAGCCCCGGGGGGUGGGGGCGUGGGCCGAGGGGGCCCUGCGCGGCUCGGGGGUCCGGCUGGGGCGGCGGUGCCGGGUGGUGGGUAGGAGCUCCGCGGACACCGGAGCGACCCCAGGCGUCAGCGGUGCCUGCGGAGUUGAAGGGACGGCGGGCGGGGGCGUCUCUAAGGGACCAGGGUCCCGUGUGGGAACGUGGGCUCGCGGGCUCGGAGGGCCCACAGGGCCCGCAGAGUGGAAAAUGAACAGAUCCCAGGAACAAGUGUCAUUCAAAGAUGUAUGUGUGGACUUCACUCAGGAAGAGUGGUAUCUGCUGGAUCCUGCUCAGAAGAUACUAUACAGAGAUGUGAUUCUAGAAAAUUACAGCCAUUUUGUCUCAGUAGGAUAUUGCAUUACUAAGCCAGAAGUGGUCUUCAAGAUAGAGCAAGGAGAAGAGCCCUGGAUAUUAGAGGCAGGAUUCCCAAGCCACUGCCACCAAGAAAGAUACUGGAAAGUUGAUGACCUGAUAGAGAGCAGCCAGGACAAUGAAGACGAACAUUUUUGGCAACUUGCUUUCACCACCAACAAAACAUUAAAUGUAGAUAGUGGUGAUAGAGUAAGAAAAGCUUUCAGUCUGGGCACAGAUUCUGUUCCUUCAAGAAAUUUUCCAUGUAAGAUAUGUGACUCGUGUGAAAUGAGUUUGAAAAAUAUUUCAGGCUUAAUUAUUAGUAGAAAGAGCUAUUCUGGGAAGAAGCCUGAUGAGUUUAAUGUAUAUGAGAAAUUGUUCCUUGAUAUUAAGCAUGAGAAAACACCUCCUGGAGGGAAAUCUUAUAAAUAUAAUCAAAAAAGGAAUGUGCUCAAUCAUAGCCACGACCUCAGUCAGCCAAUUUUUGACCCGCCUUCUGAGUAUAAUGAAGACGGACAAGCCUUCCAUGAGGAAGCGGCCUUUUUCACAAACAAGAAAAUACAGAUAGGAGAGACGCUCUGUAAAUAUAAUGCAUGUGGAAGAACCUUCAUCCACAGUUUAGAACUCAGUUUAUCUCAGAGAACUCAUUUGGAGAUGGAGCCAUAUGAAUGCAAUAUUUGUGGGAAGUCCUUCUAUACAGAUUUAAGAUUGGGACAUCAGAGAACUCUUACAGGAGAGACUCCUUAUGAAUACAAUGAAUAUGGGCAAACCUUCUGUGAUAACUCAACUUUCAUUAUCCAUCAGGGAACCUAUACAAGAAAGAUUCCCCACGAAUAUAAAGUAGGUCCUAAAACGUGGGAAAAGUCAACCCUCUUUAAACGUCAGAUAGUACACAUGGGCAAAAAACCUUAUGAGCACAAUGAAAAUGGAAAUAACUUCAACAAGAAGUCACAUCUCACCCAGCUUCGAAGAGGUCACUCAGGAGAAAAAACCUUUGAAUGUGGUGAAUGUGGGAAAACAUUCUGGGAGAAGUCAAACCUCACUCAACAUCAAAGAACACACACAGGAGAGAAACCCUAUGAAUGUACCGAAUGUGGGAAAUCCUUUUGUCAGAAACCACACCUUACCAACCAUCAGCGAACACAUACAGGAGAAAAACCCUAUGAAUGUAAGCAAUGUGGAAAAACGUUCUGUGUAAAGUCAAACCUCACAGAACAUCAGAGAACACACACAGGGGAGAAACCGUACGAAUGUAACACAUGUGGGAAAUCCUUCUGCCACAGGUCAGCCCUAACUGUCCAUCAGAGAACACACACAGGAGAGAAACCCUUUAUGUGUAAUGAAUGUGGGAAGUCCUUCUGUGUGAAGUCAAACCUCAUUGUUCAUCAAAGAACUCACACAGGGGAGAAACCCUAUAAAUGUAACGAGUGUGGGAAAACCUUCUGUGAAAAAUCAGCUCUCACUAAACAUCAGAGAACUCACACAGGAGAGAAGCCCUAUGAGUGUGAUGGAUGUGGAAAAACCUUCAGUCAGAGGUCGGUACUUACAAAACACCAGAGAAUUCACACAAGGGUGAAACCUCUUUCAACAUCCUGAUGUCCAGAAGCCUUCACCCGCCCUUUCAAAUUCUUACACCAUUUUUAAAAAUGAGACGAAUGAAGCCCAAAGAAUGCCUCACAUUACUAGAAAGCGAUGUCUUAUCGUAUUUCAGAUAAUUAAUACUAGCAUAAAACCUUACUGAUAUUUUGAAUAUGUGAAAGCUCUCAAGAAAAACUGAAACUUUUCAUCAGAAAAUUUAUA
This is a messenger RNA of Odobenus rosmarus divergens (Pacific walrus), 3807 nucleotides long. RefSeq lists its product as uncharacterized. The record is from RefSeq and is a predicted model, not a curated record. The transcript has 12 exons. Lineage: Eukaryota; Metazoa; Chordata; Mammalia; Carnivora; Odobenidae. Gene Ontology annotation, biological process: regulation of DNA-templated transcription. The coding region runs from base 1 to 3603 and encodes 1200 amino acids.